This is a messenger RNA of Pelecanus crispus (Dalmatian pelican), 2760 nucleotides long. Lineage: Eukaryota; Metazoa; Chordata; Aves; Pelecaniformes; Pelecanidae. The record is from RefSeq and is a predicted model, not a curated record.
GCUAAGAAUAAGGAAACUGGUGCUUUAGCAGCUGCCAAAGUCAUUGAAACAAAGAGUGAAGAUGAACUGGAGGAUUACAUGGUGGAGAUUGAAAUACUGGCGACCUGCGAUCACCGGCACAUUGUCAAGCUCCUGGGAGCGUUUUAUUGGGAUGGCAAGCUCUGGAUCAUGAUUGAGUUCUGCCCAGGCGGGGCGGUGGAUGCCACCAUGCUGGAGCUGGACCGAGGCCUGACCGAGCCCCAAAUUCAAGUGAUUUGUCGCCAGAUGUUGGAAGCCCUGCAUUACCUCCACAGCAAAAAGAUCAUCCACCGUGACCUGAAGGCAGGAAACGUGCUCCUCACCCAGGAUGGGGACAUCAAGCUUGCUGACUUUGGAGUGUCUGCCAAAAACAUGAAAACCUUGCAGAAGCGAGACUCCUUCAUUGGGACCCCUUACUGGAUGGCCCCGGAGGUGGUGAUGUGCGAGACCAUGAAGGACACUCCGUACGACUACAAAGCGGACAUCUGGUCCCUGGGAAUCACGCUGAUCGAAAUGGCCCAGAUCGAGCCACCCCAUCAUGAGCUCAACCCCAUGAGAGUCCUACUGAAGAUUGCCAAGUCCGAUCCCCCCACACUCAGCUGCCCUUCCAAAUGGUCCCUGGAGUUUAGAGACUUCCUGAAGACGGCGCUGGACAAGAACCCGGAGACCCGGCCCAGUGCUGCCCAGUUGCUGGAGCAUCCUUUCGUCAGCAAGGUGACCAGCAACCGGGCCCUGCGUGAGCUGGUGGCUGAGGCCAAGGCUGAGGUGAUGGAAGAGAUAGAGGACAGUCGGGACGAAGCGGAAGAAGAUGAUUCAUCGGAGUCUGCCUCGCCCCCCGGUAAGCACAAGCGGGACCCCUCUGAGGCGAGUCAGCUGAGUUUUGAUGGGGAGAAGCCUCCUGACUCUUCCUUGCCCAAGGCAGUGAACGGGGCUGUGGGGACUGGCAAGGAGACCACAGAUGGACAAAGCGAUCGAGUCUCAGAUGAAGGGAUAAGUAGUGACAGUGACAAACAGAGCAACCACUCCACAAAACCCCUUGCCAGCUCUGCCUCCUCUGGCCCAGAGGAUGGGAGAGCCACCGCGGGCACCCAGGGCAAGCCAGACAUCAUCUCGCAGCCCGGACAGCUGGGUAACUCACCGGGGGGGAACAAGCAGCCUGCGCCAGGCGGCAAGGAGCGGAAGAGCUUUGGGGAGCGACCAGAGAGCAGCUACCUGGAGAACUUCACGGAGGAGAAGCUUGCCAACGGGAGCUUGGAUCCCCCAGCACUGUUCCCUGGCAGCCGGUCCAAAGGGGAUUCAGAUUCUGGCAGCACUUCAGCCUCCGAAAGCAUGGACCUCACCAUCUCCCUGUCUGCUGACCUGUCCCUCAACAGAGAGAGUGGCUCCAUCUCCCUGAAGGAUUCCCGGAUGCACAAGAAGACACUGAAACGCACCCGCAAGUUUGUGGUGGAUGGAGUAGAGGUGAGCGUCACCACCUCAAAGAUCAUCAGUGAGGAUGAAAAGAAGGAUGAAGAGAUGAGAUUUCUCAGGCGCCAGGAAUUGCGGGAGCUGCGUCUCCUUCAGAAGGAGGAGCACCGAAACCAGGCCCAGCUCAACAGCAAACACCAGCUGCAGCUGGAGCAAAUGCUCAGGCGCUUCGAGCAAGAAAUGGUGACAAAGAAGAAGUUCUAUGACACAGAACUGGAAAACCUCGAACGGCAGCAGAAGCAGCAGAUUGAGAAGAUGGAACAAGAUCACUCGCUGCACCGGCGGGAGGAGGCCAAGCGCAUUCGCCUGGAGCAGGAGCGGGACCAUGUCAAAUUCCUGGAGCAGCUGAAGCAGAUGAAGAAGGAGGUCAAGAAUGAGGUUGAGAAGCUGCCACGGCAACAGCGCAAAGGGAACAUGAAGGUGAAGAUGGAUGACUUCGCCCAGAAAAAACAAACCAUGGAACAGGAGUUUUUGGCCAAGCAGAAGGAGGACCUGGAGCUAGCCAUGAAGAAUAUAACCGCCCAGAACAAAAAAGAGAUCUGUGACAAGGAACGCGAGUGCCUGAACAAAAAGCAGCAGCUCAUGAGAGACCGGGAGGCGUGCAUCUGGGAUCUCGAAGAGCAUCAGCAACAGGAGAAACACCAGCUUGUCAAGCAGCAGCUAAAGGACCAGUAUUUCCUCCAGAGGCACGAGUUGCUCCGGAAGCAUGAGAAGGAAAGGGAGCAAAUGCAGCGAUACAACCAGCGCAUGUUAGAGCAGCUGAAAAUUCGGCAGCAGCAGGAGAAAGCCCGGCUCCCCAAAAUCCAGCGGAGCGAAGGGAAGACACGCAUGGCCAUGUACAAGAAGAGCCUUCACAUCCACUCCAGCGGGACUGCAUCCGAGCAGCGGGAGAAAAUAAAACAGCAGGAAGAGAAGAGGCAAAAAGCAGAGCGGCUGCACCAGCAGCAGAAGCAUGAGACGCAGAUGAAGGACAUGCAGGCCCAGUGCACGAGCAACAUGAACGAGCUCCAGCAGCUGCAGAAUGAAAAGUGUCACCUCUUAAUUGAGCAUGAAACCCAGAAGCUCAAGUCCCUGGAUGAGAACCACAACCAGCACAUGAAGGAGUGGCGGGACAAGCUGAGGCCACGGAAGAAGGCCCUGGAAGACGAGCUGAACCAGAAGAAGCGUGAGCAGGAGAUGUUCUUCAAGCUGAGUGAGGAGGCAGAUGGACAGACUCCGGCAUCCCCAACCAAGCACGCCAAGUUUGUCCUCUUCAGCUCCGCAGAGAGCUCAUAA